UCGUCAACCACCUCGGUAGCUUGUUAGCCAACAUAGCCGAAAGAUUCAAGCUAUUUAUACGCUUUCGGUGUGUAUUACCUACUGUGUUUUAGACACACUUCUCUCUUAUGUUCUUCUUAACCGAUUUAAUAUAAUAUUACGUUAUUUUUUAUUAGUCAGCUAUAGUAGCUGGCUGGUUAAGUUAGCACUAGUCUAGUCGCUAAUGAUAUCUAGCUAGCUAACAUCCCCGAACAUGAGCUCCCUAAGUUUCUCCCCUCCUGUUAAAGAAGAGGAGGUAUGCUGGACGGAGAAAGAAGCUGUGGGUCUGAACAUUGUCGUGAAAGAGGAGAAGGAAGAGGAGGAUGUCACAGUAAAACAAGAAGUAGAGGGUGAGGCUGUUACAGUGAAAGAAGAAGAGAAAUACGUUUUUGGAAUGAAGGAUGAAGAAGGGGAGAUCACUGUCACAUUAGAGGAGGUCAAAGAAGAGAAGACUGGAGAACUGAUUAACACCAGUAAAUACAGAGAGAGACAGAACUACCGUGGAUCCUCUGGGGAGCCUCGACAACAUCAUGAUGCUGACAGGGCAGAGAAGAGUCUCUCCACAUCAGAACACCUCAAUAAACACCUGCGGAGAUCCACAAGGAAGAGAUUUCACUGCUGCUCUGAUUGUGGGAAAUGUUUUAAAUCUUCAUCCGAAUUUAGAAUACACCUGAGAAAUCACACCGGAGAGAAAGCUUAUUGCUGCUCUUACUGUGGGAAGAGUUUUACUCUGUCAACCCGCAUGAUAUCACACCAGAGAACACACACAAGAGAGAAAUCUUAUAGCUGUGAUCAAUGUGAGAAGAGUUUUCCUCUGGUACUCAACCUGAUAUCACACCAGAGAAAACACACAGGAGAGAAAUCGUAUAUCUGUAACCAAUGUGGGAAGAGUUUAUCUUCAUCUGGAACUCUGACUGUACACCAGAGAAUACACACAGGAGAGAAACCUUAUAGCUGUGCUCAAUGUGGGAAGAGUUUUAUUAUGUCUAGUCAGCUGAAGGCACACCAUAGAACACACACAGGAGAGAAACCUCAUAGCUGUGUUCAAUGUGGGAAGAGUUUUGCUACAUCUAGCCAUCUAACUGCACACCAGAGAACACACACAGUAAAGAAAUCUUAUAGCUGUAAUCAAUGUGGGAAGAGUUUUACUAUGUCUAGUCAGCUGAAGGCACACCAGAGAACACACACAGGAGAGAAACCUCAUAGCUGUGUUCAAUGUGGGAAGAGUUUUGCUACAUCUAGCCAUCUAACUGCACACCAGAGAACACACACAGUAAAGAAAUCUCAUAGCUGUAAUCAAUGUGGGAAGAGAUACUCUCAUAAAAGAUCUCUGACUAAACAUCAGAAAAUACAUGGAAUUGUUUCAUGAUAUCAAUGAAUUAAUGUCACAAUGUAAAAUAUUAACACAUUGUAGUAGGAGUAUUUUAAUGAUGUCACAAUGUAGAACCCUAAAUGUUUGCCCCCUUAUCAAUUGAUUUCAGCAUGAUAUGGAUAUUAGCCUCAGGGGGAAAAUCCAGGCUCUGAACUGAGAGAGUACUAUUUAUGAGAUUUAACAAAAAGUGACUAACAAGAAAAGAGUUGUUACACUUACCACAUUGGUGACGCUCUUGAAUCAAAACGCAACACUUCAAAAUGUAGCGAUUUGUUUUCUACAAAUUGUCCUCUAACCAGGGAUGUACACAUUAUUCACAGAUUCCGUGUGGUUUUUGAGCUGUUAGUUUUAACAGGACGGUGCAACCUCAUCUCCCUUGUCUCGCACAAUUGAUUUCAACAUGUAAUCGAUGAGUGAUGACAAAUAAGUGUUGCGUUCCUUUAUUUAGCGACCCCUAAACUUAAAUGCAUCUCUCCAAAAUGUAGCUGACUGUCUUCUGCAGGUUGUCCUCUAACCAGUGAGGUGAAAGAUAUUUCCUUUUUUCAUGUGUUUUUUUUAGUUGUGUUUCAAGUUUUCGCUUUUGGUGCUUGUGCAGUUUAUAAGUAAAUACAAGUAAUGUGAUUAUUGUGGCAGAUGUUUGUGUAGAUAGUACAUUUUAUGUUAAGGAUUUCAAUUUAUCAUAAACGUUUUCUGCAUUUGGACUAUUGAUUUGGACACGUUAAAACUGUGACAUUGGGGCUAUCCACCUAGCAAAAUGUCGUUGAAAACAUACAAUAUAAGUUAGGUUUUAGUUGAAAGUGAAAGUUGAAAAGAAAACGAUUUUAAUUUCAACGUACUUGCAGCCUAUACACAUGGUCGCAGUAUAAUAAAUUGGUCUGUAAUCAAUUUUAUGAACAAUCCUACAUCACAGUAUUUAUUUACAACAUUCAAGUGCUAAAUAAUGUCUUUAUUCCAAUACUGAAGAAGCAUGACUCAAAUCACCUACAAAUAUUUCCAUUUAGUUAAUUAUUGCUAAUACAUAUUAACAAAGGGGUGUACAUUUGGUUUUGAUAUUUCAUAUUUACAAUUCAUGUAACAUUUAGUAAUCAUAAUUAUUUAUGCAACCAACUGACAAUUUUUGGGUACAAUUAUAUUGACAUUGAUCCCUGAUAUUCUAAAAGCAGGGUAACAUUCUCAGAUGUGCCAAACCAAAUGUUCUAGAGCAUGACAUUGGGGACUGGGCCCGGAUCCAACAACAUGCCUAUCUAGUGAACCCUGGAAAAAGAGAGAAGCUCCACAGUGAGGUGGAAAGUUACUACGGGUAUUGCAGAAGUUUCCUCUUGAAAUCAGACAUGUCUGUGGUAAGGACAACUUGGUUGCUGAUUGUCUCAAGGGUGGGUAGUCAAAAAGUUGUGUUUACGUUUAGCCAGUGCGUUGCCAUGGAUCACAGUUUAUUGCAUGUUUUUCUGUAUUGGAGAUGAGUUUUGUUUUAGCUCGUUCCAAGGGGAUGAGAGUUCCAGAAGCUAGUGAGUUUUGGGAAGACGAGAGUUCUAGAAGCUAGUGAGUUUUAGGAAGAUGAGUUUUAUAGUAAGAAAAGGGAUAUAACAAUAAUAUGAUUGUAUAUAUUGUUUAGAAAUGUUUUUUCUUGUUUUUAAUUGUUGACAGCCAGUAGACACCAUGUUUUAUAUUGUAGAAGGUGAAGCAUUAUAGUAGAUUAUAAUGUGAAAUGGAAGUUGUUUUCUCUUGGUGGUAAGCAAACUUGUCCAACAUAAACAUAGGAUAUAUUUGUCUUAAGGAGGAAGGUGUUAGACUUUAGUUUUUCCAUUUAUGUUUUGAGGUUGAACGUUAGCACGUAGGACGCACUGUUUGGUGUCACCUCGUUAGUCAAUAUGUGUUCCACCUUUGCUGGCUUGUCCAUCUCGUUAGUGGGAAGGUGUUUCACCUGAGCUGGUCCAGGUUCUAUUUAAGAGUGUCUGGCCUAGUGCUCCAGUUGUCUUGAUAGAUGUGACAAAUCAACACCUUUAGUUGCGCUACCGCUUUGGUUUGCUUCCUGUUUUUAAGUUAGUUGUGGGGUUUUCUUUUGUUUGCCUCUUCUUGGGCAGAUUUAAUGGGUCUCAUGGUGGGUGUCUUUUAGGUCCCAGUUGUUGUUACUAGUCAACUUUCAGUGGACACUGUGAGAGCAAAAUUUGCAAGAUUAUGUUAUUAUACUUUUAUUGCAUCAAAUGGUUGUUUUAUGCAACAGAAUAGAGGAUUCUUAGAACUAUUGUGUCUGUGUGUUCUACUGAGGAUGGGCCUCUGGGAGAUAACACUGACAGGAGAUUUACAAUGUCUUUUGGGUGAUAAAACAUGAAGAGACCACAUUCCAGAUUAUGAGUUAAUGUUUCUGUUCUAUGUGGUACCAGGGAGAGAUGACCCCAGGGCCAGACCCUGGUCUCUACACAAAGAGUACUGUUUUUACAGCAGAUACUGUCUGCUGAGAAUGAUAAAUAUCUUCCAUACAAAUCUUAAUCUUGUGACCCAUUCUAUACAUUGGUUGUUCGUCAUGUAGAUUGAAAGGGGUGUAACUUGGCUGUAAAAGACCUUUGUACUUUUGUAUCUGGGCUCUCAACGAAUCAUCUAGGGGUGAUUUGUCGACCAGCCAUAAUUAUCGUAGAGCACUCAAUUGAUUCACUUUAUAUGUGUGUGUUGUAUUGACCUGCUUCCUUAUUAUUAAGUGAAUAAAGAUUUAGUUUAAGAAUAA
Molecule: messenger RNA, 4109 nt
Organism: Oncorhynchus nerka (sockeye salmon)
Lineage: Eukaryota; Metazoa; Chordata; Actinopteri; Salmoniformes; Salmonidae
Product: gastrula zinc finger protein XlCGF17.1-like
Exons: 2
Coding region: 233-1387 (384 amino acids)
Biological process (GO): regulation of transcription by RNA polymerase II
Cellular component (GO): nucleus
Molecular function (GO): DNA-binding transcription factor activity, RNA polymerase II-specific; RNA polymerase II transcription regulatory region sequence-specific DNA binding
Source: RefSeq, a predicted model, not a curated record